AGUCGUUAGUCGUUGCGGCGGUGUCAGUUUGCCGUAAACGCGGUUGGGAGAGGUGAUAAAACAAAAUUUUUGGUAAACACGGCGUGUGAGUUGUGUGUGUGGUUCGGCCCCACGGGGCUUUUCCGAGGAUAUGGCUAAUUAUUACCUCAACACCAUCGACAAUCACGUGUUUAAGAGGGAAGACUCGGAAAUAGACAAUACGGGUAAUGAAGACUCUGAUGACUCAGCCGCUGCGGAGGAGGCUUUGCAGACAAGGUCUAAAAAGCCAAUUAAUAAAGGCAGGUGGAGCAAAGAAGAGGACGCCAGGUUAAAACAGCUCGUCGAGGAGUAUAAUGAAAAGUGGGACAUAAUAGCUGAGCAUUUUCCCGAUCGAUCUGACGUCCAAUGUCAACAACGAUGGACGAAAGUAGUCAACCCUGAACUUGUGAAAGGACCGUGGACCAAAGAGGAGGAUGAAAAAGUUAUUGAACUCGUUAAUAAAUACGGUGCCAAGAAGUGGACCCUAAUAGCCCGCCAUUUAAAGGGAAGGAUAGGAAAGCAGUGCCGGGAAAGAUGGCACAAUCACUUAAACCCCAAAAUAAAGAAAAGUGCCUGGACAGAACACGAAGACGAAAUUAUUUAUAAAGCCCAUCAGGUUCUGGGUAACCAGUGGGCACGGAUUGCGAAAUUAUUGCCAGGCAGGACAGACAAUGCCAUUAAAAAUCAUUGGAACUCUACGAUGAGGAGAAAAUACGAGGCGGAGAAUCGAGAAAAUGGCGAUUCAAGAAGAGGGAGGCAUAAAAAGAUUGUGUCUAAGCAAACCGAAACUAAUCUGUACUCUCAGUUCCAUCAUAAUCAAGUUGGACAUAUCGAUGCCAAUGAUUUACAUUGCUUAAAGCAGGAUAAUGUUAAUAUCUAUUCUGCAGAGGAAUGGCAAGUAGACUUGUACGACCAAGCGAGCAGCCAGUCAAGCACUGGUGGCUUCUCGAUGGGUGCCCCCACACCAAGUCCUACACCGCAGCAAACAAUAUUAAAUUCCGUAGAAAGAGUAAACUCCUCACCUCCCCAGACUACUCAAAACAACAAUGAUCUUCCUUCAUUUGAUUACAUUAAUGUAUAUCGAAAUCAGUCCUCUCCUGUGAAGUUAAUACCAAUGAAUGAUGACGCUAUGUCUGAUUUUGAUGUAGGUUACUACAACUCACCAGGUGUUAGCCCUCUGAAAAUGAACAAUAGGCAGUUCAUUAAAGCAAGGGUAGUACCUCCAAGCUAUUCCCAAAACACUCUUGUACCUGUAGCUAAUGCUCUUAGCAUGCCACGUGCCUCAACCCCCCCGAUAUUGAGGAGGGGCACCAAAUCUCGCAAGCGGAGAGAAAGUACCGAACAACUUGCUCAAGAACUUGCCUUAUCGGCUGGCCCUAGUGUUGCCAGAAUAGAAGACAUCGGUUACUUAUUCGAUGGUGCCAAGCCAACUAUAUUCAGCCCGUUGAAGAACGGCAGUUCUCCCAUUAAACAGCUGCCGUUCAGUCCAUCGCAAUUUUUGAACAGCCCCAAUAUUGCUAACAUUAGUUUUGAUGUGACGUUAUCUUCUACCCCAGUGAAGAAACAACAAAUUUUGACGCCAGUUAAGGAUAAAUCAAAACCGGAUCAUGAUUACAGUCCCCUUAGUACUCCUCAUGGCAUUUCUGUUAAAAGUGAAGCCGUUACUUCAUCGGCAGAUAUUAUAACAACACCGAACAAGAGGGAUUUCCUUAACAGUGAUACACCAAGAACCCCUACUCCCUUCAAAAAAGCUCUGGCUGACCUUGAGAAAAAGUCUGGGCCAAUUACGAAUCUUCCAGAUACACCUUCCUCGAGAUUGGAAGACAUUACAGAAAUAAUGAAAAAAGACCAAGAUACCUCCAGUUACGAAACGGAUACCAGCAUGUUGGUAACCAACGAUAGUGGCUAUAUGACCGGAAAAAGAAAAGGUGGAGUGUUAGCUGCUGGAAAAGAAAACAUUCUGCCAAACAAGAGGGUGCGUAAAGCCCUAGCUCCAUCUUGGGCCUCGACUUCCUCGCAAAUGAAUUCAUCAGAAAUGUCAUUUGCCAUUGAAACUCCUAGUAAAUCUUUGGGCGAGGACACUUCGAUCUUGUUCUCCACUCCUUCUUCGAUUAUGAAAGACUCCUUAGGAGUGACGGGAUUAAUGGAUAUCCCCCCACAGUCGGGGUCCUCCAAGCGCCUGCUCCCCGUCAGUGCCUCAAAUCGAGCCUCCCAAGGUCCACGCAGCACCGCGGCCAAGCGGAUAACAUUUGAGGAUCCGAGGCCAAAAGCUCCUAAGCUGGACUAUUUGUGGGCGAUGGUAGCUUGUGGCCGCACUCAAGACCAGUUAGACCUAACUGAAAAAGCGCGCCAUUUCCUCAAAACAACUGGUUUAAAACCGCGUUCUCUUAAUUUUUAGAGUGCCACUGUACAUAGUUUUAAGUCUCUACGUUCGUUUCUAGAAUGUGGCUAAUUUACAAAAACUUAGUGCAAAGCUAGUUUGUUUUUAUAAAAAUAUAUAGAUAUAAUGUAGGAUUUGUUAUUGAACAUUCUUUUGGGUUUUAUUUGUAAAAGAGUGACUAGUAUUAUGAAUGGAACCCCUUUUUUGCACAUGUAUAGAACUAGUCUUAUUGUAAUUUUAAUAUCUUAGUAAGAUAAGCUGUAUUAUAUAUUUUGAAUAUAAAUUGUUAAUAGAACAUUAUGCAUAAUUAUCAGAGCUAUAUAUUAUUUUGAAAUAUAUUUUUUUAUAUAAUAUAAAAUAUUGUCUAUAUAGCUCAUGAUAAAGUCGUUUCAUAAAAGUUGAAUAAAAAAAAUGUAAUUUUUUCUUUAAUUGUAACAUUAACAUAUUUCAGGUAUUUUUGUUCAUAACUUUGGCUUAUAAAGCAUCAUUAUAGUACAAUUUUUGUAUUAAAAUUAUAAAAGUUGUAAUUUCAGGAAUUUUAUUUAU
Messenger RNA from Anoplophora glabripennis (Asian longhorned beetle), 2944 nucleotides. It is a transcript of the gene Myb, whose product is annotated as myb-related protein A. Gene Ontology annotation, cellular component: nucleus. Gene Ontology annotation, molecular function: DNA-binding transcription factor activity, RNA polymerase II-specific; RNA polymerase II cis-regulatory region sequence-specific DNA binding. Bases 131 to 2416 code for a protein of 761 amino acids. Gene Ontology annotation, biological process: positive regulation of transcription by RNA polymerase II; mitotic cell cycle. Lineage: Eukaryota; Metazoa; Arthropoda; Insecta; Coleoptera; Cerambycidae. The record is from RefSeq and is a predicted model, not a curated record. The transcript is spliced from 11 exons.